Ruditapes philippinarum (Manila clam) is the source of this 927-nucleotide messenger RNA. Its product is annotated as protein unc-93 homolog A-like. Gene Ontology annotation, biological process: regulation of muscle contraction; regulation of potassium ion transport. Gene Ontology annotation, cellular component: striated muscle dense body; plasma membrane. The record is from RefSeq and is a predicted model, not a curated record. Lineage: Eukaryota; Metazoa; Mollusca; Bivalvia; Venerida; Veneridae. Gene Ontology annotation, molecular function: potassium channel regulator activity.
AGUGAAGCGGCAUCAGCGCCGUCGUGUAUCGCGAUGAUGGAGAAGUAAAUUUAUGCCGGAGGCGGAGUUUAAUUGUCCAUGUCAUUUACCUGUCGUAUUAUUGAAUAGAUACAUGUGGAAAUACGAAUGUUUUGUAAAUUUGCAUUUUUCGUAAACACUUAUACAUUUAAACAUAUACGUUAUAUUAUUUGAUUACUUAUGUGACGUCUUUCAAUUAACACAUGUUGAUUAAGAAGAAGCGUUUUUAAUUCUGAAAACAAAAAAAAACGUAUGGUGUAGGAUUUGAAAUUAAAGGUUUAAGGCGGGACUAUUAAGAAGGGCUGAUAUCUGGUCGUGAAACAGAAAUGGAUAAUAUUGGAGCGGAAACGGAAAUGGGUUCCGAAAAGACACAUGAACCGGAAGUAGGGUAUAGCAACGCAGUAAAUGAACAGACGUCAUCACCUGCAGAUUUAAAACUAUCAAUGGCGGCACCUUACAAGAUGACAAAGUUUCAAAUUCACAAAAAUCUCGUUGUUGUCAGUGUUGCAUUCUUAUUUUUAUUUACCGCAUUUCAAUCUUUAUCUAAUUUGCAAAGUAGCUUGAAUAGGGAAGAUGGAAUUGGCACAGUAGGUAUGUCGGUGAUUUACGCGGCACUUGUCAUUUCAUGUAUGUUUCUACCACCAUUUAUCAUUGACGCAGUAGGAUGUAAAUGGACAGUCGCCUUCUCCAUGUUAUGUUAUAUUCUUUAUAUGGCUGCAAACUUCUACGCCACCUGGUGGACAAUUAUCCCUAGUGCUAUUAUUCUCGGUAUCGGUGCAGCUCCUUUAUGGUCGGCGAAAUGCACUUAUUUGACCCAGAGUGGUACCUGGUAUUCCAAAAUGACAGGUCGAACAGAAGAUGAUAUUAUCAACCGAUUUUUUGGAGUGUUCUUCAUGAUAUUCCAGACCA